ACUGAGAAGACACCGAAAACCACAGAAAAGCGAUUCGCCAAUCAAACAACCCGGUCAGUCAGCAGAGCGAGAGAGAGAGAUUAAGAGCGUGUAUCAUUUGGAUUAAAAUGAAAGCGUUCGUCAUUUGGCUCUGGUCAAUGCACUGAACGGGAAAACGCCGCCUGAUCGCGAUCUAUCAAACAACACAACAAUUCAGCGCACCGAUCCGCCCAAUAAUAAACGAAAAGGACUAUGACCGCACACAGUUUAGCGACAUAAGCGAUGCAAGAGGCCGUGCACACGGUAUGUGAUGUGAUCUUUCCUUUAUUCUCACAGAGAGCGCGCAGAGCCCAAUGAACUUGUGCAACCCCUAGUGCCACUGAGCUCCUUCCUGCGUUCUUCUUGUGCACUGCAGCACCCCCUAUAGGAACAUGUCUGCAGCGCAAACACAAAAUGAUCGGGAGCAGCGUUGGGGCUGUCUGGAAUCUCUGGGCCUCAGCCAGAGGGAACUGGUCCUAGCGGAAGCACUGCAAAUGGAAUACGAUGCCCUUGCCCUCCACCGACAGGACAAGGGUCCGGGAAGUACGCUACCCACAGACACCAGCAAGUCGUCCCCCUCGAGGAGUGAGCCAUUCAUGCCUAGAUGCGUUCCCAGUCCUCCUUGGAAUAAUUUGCAACAGGGUGUGUCAGGAUCUGACCCCAUCCUCAAUCAUGUUCAGCCCGAGAUGUCGAACCUCUCACGUUCCGUUGGUGACUCUCACAGCUAUAGUAAAGAAACUCGUUACAUUCUGGAUGAAUGGGAAAAUGACUUUGAGGGAACGUCACAAUUGCUAACGAAGGGACUCCCUCUAGAUGAGCCUCCACCAGUGCCACCCAGAAACCCCAUCCCCCAAAAUGAUCCAUUAAUUGUCCAUCGAAACUCAUCUCCACAGGAUGUUAACUUGUUCACUCCAGAGGUGGACCAGCCAAAGCUUUCAUCCGGAGACACUCUUAACUUCGAUAACCUCAAUGACUCUCUGAGCAAGCUCAAUGCAGAUUGGCCAUCACCUCGAAACCGAAGAGUAAACGGGGACAAAUCAGGGAAAGCAGUAGCUCGCAGCAACACCCUUCCACCUCAGGUUCCCCCCCGCAGCUAUCUUCCAGGGCAGAAGAGCACUAGAAGCCAGCGCAGAGUGUCAGUUGAUCCGGUGUCUCUGGGGACCAGGCCUAAUGGCUUUGGCUAUGAGCUCUUUCAGGUAUCUGAGGAGAGGGAUGAGGAGGUGGCAGCCUUCUGUCAUGUACUUGACUUGCUGCGAUCGGCGUACCCAUACAAUGAUUGCUCAAAAAAUGCAGGCUUUGUGUGGAGCCCAUGUGUGGCACAGGUGGAACUGGGGGUUCAGCAGGGACUGGGGGUCAGCAUCAAGGUCACUGUUUACAGUGACCACUUCAGAGAGCCGCUUACCUUCUCUUGUGAUGGAUCCUCCACUGUAGACCUGCUAAUCUAUCAGACUCUCUGCUAUGCCCAUGAAGACUUGGAUAUGAUUGAUGUGGAUGACUACCUACUAAAAAUCUAUGGCCAGGCAGAGUUCCUCAAAAACAAUCAGACUCUGGUGAGCUUCGAGUACAUUCAACAUUGUUUGAAGUUCGACUGGGACAUUCAACUCUGUCUUACCAAAAGAAGUUCUGUGAACAUGGAGCUCAUUCGAACGAUGGAGGAUGAUGAGACUCCAUCCACCAUGAACCACAAUAUUGUUCUGCAAGAGAGGCCAAUCAAACAGACUGUGACCAGGGAGGCGUUGACCCUACUCCUGGACACCUUUCACAAUGAGGCAGAAUCCUUCCUUUUAUCCGAGGUGGAGUUGCCAUUGCACGUGGAGCGGUUAGUGCAGUCAGUAAAGGCCCUGUGUAGCUCUCUAGCAUCUGUUGAAACACCUGACAUCACUGCUGCCCUCAACCAGCUGCCAGCGUGCCCCUGCAGACUACAACCUAAAGUGCAGAAGGAUGUCAGUGUCUUGGCAAAAAGAGAAAAUAGAGCAAAAAUAGUAGAGAAGUUGACCGCAGUCAUCUUGGAUCUUGUUGAGCUCUACUGUAGCACUUUCAAUGCUAAUUUUCACACCAUGCCACACAGCAGCAGAGCAACAGCCCCCAUACAGGAAGCUGGAACGAUCACCAAUGUCCUUUCUUUUAGCAUGUAUGCGGCUCAUCGCAUCCCCAUCACAUGGGCUGCCAGUUAUGAAAAUUUCUUCCUGUCCUGUUCUCUCACCCAUGGGGGGGUGGAGCUCUGUGCACCCCAGCACACCAGUAAACAGUCAGUCAGCAAAUAUCUCUUCCACUUGGUGGUUUGGGAGCAGAGAGUUUGUUUCCCCAUCCAGAUCAACCAGUUGCCAAGGGAGUCACUGCUUACCGUGACGCUAUACGCCACCCCUUUACCGCCCCCUGCCGGGGCGGAGGAGAAGAGCAAGCAGAAACGCAGUAUAGAAGCUCUUGGCUGGGUCACCAUGCCCCUAUUCAACUUUAGACAUGUUCUGACGUGUGGGAGGAAGCUGCUUGGUCUCUGGCCUUCAACUCCAGGCAGUGGAAAUGCUCGGUCCAGUACGCCCAACUUUAGCCAGCCAGACAGCGUAAUCCUCCAGGUGGACUUUCCCACUUCUUCAUUCGAGGUACGCUUUAGCACCCCUGCUCCUGCAGAGUUCAGUCCGAAGUACGAGUUCUCCCGUCUGGACCAGGUUAGCCAAAGGCAGCUAAAUGAUGUCCUGCACAAGAAGUCUCUUUUCUGGUUGAAUCCAGAGGACAAGCGUCUGCUGUGGGAAAAGCGUUAUUUCUGCCACGUGGAGGCCAGUCGUUUGCCGCUGGUCCUGGCCAGUGCUCCCAGCUGGGAGUGGGCAUGUCUGCCUGACAUCUACGCACUGCUUCGCCAAUGGGGAUGCAUGAACCACCUGGACACCCUAGGCCUACUGAAUGCCUCGUUUCCUGAUCAGGAGUGCAGACGCACAGCUGUACAGUGGAUGGACUCCAUCUCCGAUCCUGAGCUUUUGGACUUCCUUCCUCAGUUAGUGCAGGCUCUGAAGUACGAGUGCUAUCUGGACAGUCACCUGGUGCGGUUUCUGCUGAGAAGGGCCAUUGGAGAUGUGCGCGUUGCUCACUACCUCUUCUGGUUGCUGAAAGAUACACUUCAGGACUCUCAGUUCAGUGUGAGGUAUCAGUACCUGCUGGCCGCUCUGUUCUGCUGCUCUGGUCGUGGUUUGAGGGAGGAGUUUGAUCGGCAGUGCUGGUUGGUCAACAUUCUGGCAAAAGUGGCCCUGCGGGUCAGAGAUGCCUCACCAUCAUCCAGACCGGCUAUUCUCCGUGAUGGUCUGGAAGAGGUCCGAGUGUUCUUCUCUAUGAAUGGCAGCUGUCGACUUCCCCUCAACCCGGGCCUGCUCGUCAAGGGCAUCAACAUACAGUCUUGCUCCUACUUCAACUCAAAUGCAGUUCCACUUAAGCUCUCCUUCCAGAACCAGGAUACUCUUGGAGACAACAUCAACGUCAUCUUUAAGUCUGGAGAUGAUCUGAGGCAGGACAUGCUGACCCUGCAGAUUAUUCGGAUCAUGAAUAAGAUCUGGAUCCAAGAGGGGCUGGACAUGAGGAUGGUGAUCUUCCUGUGCUUCUCUACUGGACGUGGCAGAGGCAUGGUGGAAAUGAUUCCCAAUUCAGAAACCCUAAGGAAGAUCCAGGUUGAGCACGGAGUAACUGGUUCCUUCAAGGACCGUCCGUUGGCAGACUGGUUGCAGAAACACAACCCCACUGAGGAAGAGUAUGAAAAGGCAGUGGAAAACUUCAUCUAUUCGUGUGCUGGUUGUUGUGUGGCCACCCACAUUCUGGGCAUCUGCGAUCGUCACAAUGACAACAUUAUGCUGAAAACAAGCGGACACAUGUUCCACAUCGACUUCGGCAAGUUCCUGGGCCAUGCACAGAUGUUUGGCAGCAUCAAACGGGACCGGGCUCCUUUUGUGUUUACGUCCGACAUGGCGUAUGUCAUCAAUGGAGGUGACAAGCCAUCGAGCCGGUUCCAUGACUUUGUGGACUUGUGUUGCGAAGCCUACAAUCUGAUAAGGAAACACGCACACCUCUUUCUCAAUCUGCUCGGCCUGAUGCUGUCCAGUGGUAUUCCAGAGUUGUCUGAUGUGGAUGAUUUAAAAUACGUUUAUGAUGCUCUACGACCACACGAGUCUGAAGCAGAUGCCACCAUGCACUUCACCAGGCUAAUUGAGUCUAGUCUGGGCAGUGUGGCCACUAAGCUCAACUUCUUCAUCCAUAACUUGGCCCAAAUGAAGUUUGCAUCCUCUGAGGAGCGCCCUGUGCUGUCUUUUGCUCCACGUGUCUACACCCUGAAGACUGACGGCCCAAUUCGCAGCCUGUUUGUUUGCAGACACAUCAAAACCUUUACCCCAAACAAGGGCUACUCUUAUGUUGUAAAAGUAGAGCGAGAAGGUCAACAGGUAGCAACAUUAGUCCAGAGGACCUUUGAGGAGUUCCAUGAACUUCACAGUAAACUACAGCUCAUAGUCCCUUCCUCAAAACUACCCAGCUUUCCCAGCCGCUAUGCCAUUGGUCGAUCUCGAGGUGAGGCCCUGGCAGACAGAAGGAAAGAGGUGCUAAAUGGAUAUGUUUGGCAUUUGAUCCAUGCUGCUCAAGAGGUGGCACAGUGUGAUCUCAUCUACACCUUCUUUCACCCUCUACCAAGAGACGAACGGACUGGAAGUGUAGGAACUGUUGUAAAUACAUUUCAUAAUAAGCCAGCAGAUGUGUCUUGGGCUCCUGUGCCCGGUAAGAUGGCAGGUGAAGUAAAGCUCUCGAUUUUGUACAAGAGCGACAAAAUUUUCAUUAUGGUGAUGCACAUCCGAGGCUUGCAACCUCUGCAGGACGGAACAGAUCCUGAUCCCUACGUCAAACUGUACCUCCUCCCUGACCCCCAGAAAACCAGCAAGAGGAAGACUAAGGCAGCCCGUCGCACAUGCAAUCCCACUUACAAUGAAAUGCUGGUGUAUGACCGGGUACCACAUGGUGACUUGCAGCAGAGGACCAUUCACCUGCGAGUACUGAAUGAGGGAGCAUUCUGGGAGAACACCCUGUUGGGUGAAACCAUCAUCCAUUUGAAAGACCUCAUACCGGGUCAUCGCUGCGUGGACUGGCACCAACUAGGCACUAGAGGCUCUGACAUAAACCGUUAAAGAGAAUACAGAGACUGGUGUGUGCAUGUGUUUGCGUUUGUCUUUGCUUAUGGGUCGGGGAGUUGGAGAUGCCCAGCUGCUCAGAAGGCUGUUUCCCCCAGUGGGGGUGUUUUGUUGUUGAUUCUCCAACCCAGGAGACGUGUAGAUUCAGUGAUGGAUUGGAUUGUCAUCACUUGAUACUGUUCUGUUGGGGUAAUGUGCACCGUGUGAACCAGACCUUGGAUGAAAGAAUGCAGUUCUUGGUAACACAAUGGGACAAACACCAUUUGGUGACACAAGGAUUGGCAGUGACCAAGAAAGGACAUUUAAAGACGAUUUUUGGGGUGAUUUCUAGAAAUCUGUUGAAAGUUUGCUGUUCAUAUUCACAAAAUUUUAAAGCCCCAUUUUGUCGUCUUGAGAGUGCAAAUUUAAGUUAUUUUCUUUUUAAGAUGUUUCUCUAUUGUGGCUCAAUUUUGAGCCAUGUCGUUUCAUGUGACAUUAGUUGUAUCAGAUUUGGCAAAGGUUUACCUAGAAAUAAACAAUUUGAGGCUGCUUUUGUACUGUUAACCUAGGUAAGUUUGCAUUGCCUAUGGCAGGAAUUUAUCUGAUCACCAGGAAAAAGGAAAAAUGCUUGAUAGUCUUUGGCUUCAAAAAGAAAUUUGAACCUUGGCAUAAUAUAACCACUGCAGUGUAAAUUACACAAUUAUUUCAUACUGAUAGUUUGCAUAUUUACUGAUUAUUUUACCUAUAUGGUUUUGAGGUCUAAAGAAACAAGACUAAUUGUAUGAAUCUAGAUCUAAGCUGUUUUGUCAUCAGCAGAGUGAAUGUAGAUAUAUAUGUAUAUAUACAAUAAUUGGGUGCAUACAAGCCAAACCAUGAAUUGCAUGUACAGUAUAUUGACAACAGAGACAACCUCUGAGGAAAAAGGAAACAUAAACGUCUAACCUUUCUUUCUAAAAUUAUGGCACAAACUUUAUAUGCUGGGAAGGCUUUUGAAGGGACUUGACCUCAGGGUCAACAGUUUUGCCUUGUUGGUAUAUAAGCAUUAUCUACACAGGAAAAUUUAUAUUUAAAAAUAGUUGAUUUGCAUGUUGUGAAAUUUGCUACUGGAUAAAUAUUGCACUUUUGCAUUUGUUUGUCAAGUACAAUGAACUCACUUUUUUCCAAGUUUUAUUGGUUAUUAUAUUUUUUUUGUUUUGGUCAAAGGGAAUGAAAUUAAAGCUUUACACUGUAGUUCCAUCAGUAUUUCCAUUGUUUCUUCUUAUGUAAAACCGCAUGCAAAUUUAGUGCUGUAUACACCACAGGAGCUUCUCUUUUCCCCUGGGAAACUUGUGCUGAGAAACACUUUGCAUUCCAAUUUGCUUUGUUUUGCACUCAGUUUGAUGUUGAGGAGAAAUACCUGAUAGCUGAAUUAAAGGUCUAAGGUAUAAUGAGGAAAAAAAAAAAGGGAAAAAAAUCAUUUUGUUAGAACUUAUAGGAAAAGUAUGAGAUGUUUUGAGCAAAACUGCAUUACAGGACCUUUUUCAUUCUUUUAAAAAAUAAAUAACUUGCCAGUCAAACGUUCAACCGCUUUAUGUCAAGGUGCUGUAACAAUCAAAUAGACCUUAUUCACAAUAGCGCCAUCUUUGAGGGAUAGCCUUACCAUCUCUUCAAUGACAUGCACUAAAAGCUAUUUCUAUUUCUUGGAAAGUUUGUCAUCAUAACGAUCCAAAAAACUUUAAACGACUGCAUAUUUAUCCCUCACAGCCUGGAUGUCAUUCCUGUCAAAAAUCAAAGAUGGCGCUGCCAUGAGUCAAAUUAGUCCAUUUUCUGUGGCUCUUUCUAACCAUAUAAAGAUGUCCCUUUCAAAAAAGAUGAAUGGUUGCUAGUGUUUUUUUGUUUGCUUCUAGGACACUACUCUGUUAUGUUAAACAUAUGAGAAAUUAUUGUACCAUUGCAUGCCAACCUGUGAGGCAAAACCGAUUGUUCGUUUGUUAUGAAUGUGCAGAGUGUGAAUAAAGGUAUAGAAUUUUAAUAACAUCAGUGACACUUGUUUAAAUAACAAAAGAGGAUGUGAGGGCAACAAAUGGGAUUUAGCACUCUGUAAAAGCUGAGAAUUGUGAUGGGAUUUAUGGAUAGAAAUGGACUUUAUCCCAUUUUUAGACAUAAUGUGUAAUGUUUUCUAAUUUCAAACCAUGUGUUUGUUCGUUUUGUACUUUAUUUGCACUUAAUAAAUGCACAGGGA
Molecule: messenger RNA, 7371 nt
Organism: Xyrauchen texanus (razorback sucker)
Lineage: Eukaryota; Metazoa; Chordata; Actinopteri; Cypriniformes; Catostomidae
Gene: pik3c2b
Product: phosphatidylinositol-4-phosphate 3-kinase, catalytic subunit type 2 beta
Exons: 33
Coding region: 411-5168 (1585 amino acids)
Biological process (GO): phosphatidylinositol-mediated signaling; phosphatidylinositol-3-phosphate biosynthetic process; cell migration
Cellular component (GO): plasma membrane; cytoplasm; phosphatidylinositol 3-kinase complex
Molecular function (GO): 1-phosphatidylinositol-4-phosphate 3-kinase activity; phosphatidylinositol binding; 1-phosphatidylinositol-3-kinase activity
Source: RefSeq, a predicted model, not a curated record